This is a messenger RNA of Theileria equi strain WA, 1362 nucleotides long. RefSeq lists its product as hypothetical. Bases 1 to 1362 code for a protein of 453 amino acids. The transcript has a single exon. The record is from RefSeq and is a predicted model, not a curated record. Lineage: Eukaryota; Apicomplexa; Aconoidasida; Piroplasmida; Theileriidae.
AUGGCACAAGGGAAUCCCGGACUUCAGAAAGGCGCCAUGUUUAUGGCAGGGCUGACUCUGUUGCAGUCUCUCCGUGUGGCUUUAACUGGAGCAAAGUUUGCACUUGACAGAUUUAAAAUUCCGCAGCAGUAUGCCAGUUCGUUCAUUAACAUGGUCCAUAAUCUUAUGGAGUUGGCAACGUUUACUGGAAUGGCUAUUGUAAAUAUUACAGCACUCAUUAAAGAACAUAAUGAUGAAGACUCCAAGAAAUGUUUCAUGCGCCUUGCUGUAUUUACUAACAUAACACUGUACUCUUCCCUCAUUAUACUCCUCAUUGCAUUUACAUCAGGAGGAGAACAGGGUAAUCUCACCUUCUACUACUGGACCAUAGUCUUAGUUUCGUUUGUCUAUGGACUUAAUGUGGCAGCUGUAAUGAAUGUUGGAGGUGCAGAUGCCGCCUUUUUCAAUGUAGGAAUUCCUCUUUCCGGUAUUCAGGUUUGCAUUUACUAUUACGUCUUCACUAAGUUGGCUGAGAGAUAUAAGUGGUCGAACGUUAGUUACUGGAUUAUAUACUGGCAGCUUAUCAUAGCAAUAGUUAUAUCAUUCAUCUCUGCCAUAGUAUGGAUUGUUUAUCCUGCUGCUGCCUAUGGGCAUGGUGGAGGCAAUGGUACUGGUAAUGAACCUGCCCCUGCUGUUGCAUCUCCGAUUCUUAUGGGAAUGGUUGGAAUGGGUGGUAUUUAUGCCUUCUAUCCUGCCAUAGCUCCUUACAAACUGACUGAUGUUGGCACUGGUUACACUAUUGACCUGGUUGUUUUGUUCGUUAGUGCUGUUCCUGGUAUUAUCAUCGCCAUCUUAUGCGAUCGUGGAAAGGGUCCAAAUCAAGAAUGGAGUAGUGCCCAAUGGUGGCAUGUUACUUGGAUUCUGGCAAUUCCACAUCUUACUGCCAUGAUCUUGUGUUUGUGCACACUUCAUUAUCCGGGUGGUAGACUAGCUAGUUCUAUAAAAAGUAGUGGUUUAAAGGUUGGAGUUAUUACUGUUACCUUAAAGUUUUGUGAGGAAUCUCUCAAGGCAGUUUCAUAUGCAGGAGGUGGUGCAUAUAAGAGCCCAAUUCCAGCCGUUAAUGCCUUCUUAUCCCAAGGUUUAAUGAUCAUCUUGGCCUUUACUGGAGAUGGAUACCUAAAGACCUACUCUAAAUAUGAGCAUGAUCGGAGUAAGUGGCCUACCAAAGACUUUGGGUUCUGGAAGUCCUUAGGAUACUGGACCGGGAGUGGAAUGAAGGUGGCAUGUAAGAGCGUUAAAUCAUCCUUUACCACCAAUGUUAGAUGCAAAGUUUUAGGUAAAUCAGAGGCCUUACUCAUUGUCUAUGAAGAUCAGGAAUUUUAA